AACUUGAAUUUCUUUUAAAUUAAGCUUACGUGCAAAUUAAUGGAGGAGGCACAGCAGAAGGCGUUGCGUGUCACUGAAUUAUACGUCACCGUCUCUUUCUUUACUUCUCUUCUCAACACAGGGAAAAUCCAGGCUUCAUUUCACCGGAGUGGGGGCCGACGCCGUCCAUCGGAGAAGACAUGUCUUACGAUUACCUUUUCAAGUACAUAAUCAUCGGAGACACAGGUGUGGGGAAAUCCUGCCUGCUCCUGCAAUUCACCGACAAGAGGUUCCAGCCGGUCCAUGAUUUAACCAUUGGAGUGGAGUUCGGUGCUCGGAUGGUCACCAUCGAUGGCAGGCCCAUCAAGCUUCAGAUUUGGGAUACCGCUGGGCAAGAAUCCUUCAGAUCAAUCACUAGAUCUUACUACAGAGGGGCAGCUGGGGCUCUUCUGGUCUACGACAUAACUAGGAGAGAGACAUUCAACCAUCUAGCAAGCUGGUUGGAGGAUGCUCGGCAACAUGCAAAUCCAAACAUGACAAUCAUGCUUGUAGGGAACAAGUGUGAUCUUGCUCACAGGAGGGCUGUUAGCAAAGAAGAAGGUGAACAGUUUGCAAAGGAAAAUGGGCUCUUGUUCUUGGAGGCAUCUGCCAGAACAGCUCAAAAUGUUGAGGAGGCCUUCAUAAAGACUGCUGCAAAGAUCCUCCAGAAUAUUCAGGAAGGUGUUUUUGAUGUAUCCAAUGAGUCUUCUGGCAUCAAGGUUGGAUAUGGACGUCCCCAAGGUCCAUCAGGUGCAAGGGAUGGAGCUGUUGCUCAAAGAGGUGGAUGUUGUGGUUAACUGAAACAAGAAGAGUCUCUAUAUGUGAUCCUUCAGUGCAAUUAAUUUCUAAUACUUUUUCAGUUUUCAUCCCUUCUAUGAAUACACACCAUUCGAAGUGCUGUGGAGCUUCUUGAGAAAGUUGACUGUAUAGAGCUACUCUUGUUUUGCCUUAGACUUUACUGAGAAUUUGUGGAAUUGUAUCUUCAAUUUCAGUUACAGGACAGGACCACAUUUGAGCCAAGGGCAUCCACCUUUUUAAUAGUUUUAUAAAUCAUCCAUCUUGCU
Messenger RNA from Rubroshorea leprosula, 1082 nucleotides. NCBI's taxonomy places the organism in Eukaryota, Viridiplantae, Streptophyta, Magnoliopsida, Malvales, Dipterocarpaceae. The record is from the annotation of a GenBank genome assembly.